AUGGAUUACUUCAGAGCAGGCGGGGCUUCGACCGAGACUGAGGAACAAGAAAGGAGGAGAAAGCGCGACGAGGCGCUGGCGUGGGCCAAAAAGCGUCGGGAGCAGCGCAAGCAGAAGGAGGCUGCAGCUGCAGCUGCUGCCGAAGAUCCAGAUGCAGAAGGAGCUGCUGCACCCCAGAGUCAGGGGUGGGGCAUGGACACCCUCAACCCGUGGGGCUCCAAACGAAAAGGCCCGCUGCCUACCAAGGCCUCCCUCCGAUCCAACGAACCCCAGCCCAAGCUCUUCGGCUUCAUUCCCACCUCCGCGCCGCAGCGAGACGAGGAGAUAGGGUACCAGUACGAAGCGUCGAUGAUGGACAAGGUGCGGUGGAGCCUCAUCGACGCCAAACACAAGGUGACGCCGUCGCGCACGCGGUGCUGCUGCUGCUGCUCGUGCACGCUGUGCAUCGUCGUCGGAGCCGUCAUAGCCGCCAUCGUCCUGGGCGUCUUGGCCAUCGGCUUCAUCAUCAAGCACCCCCAACUCCUCGCCCUCUAG
Molecule: messenger RNA, 534 nt
Organism: Acanthamoeba castellanii str. Neff
Lineage: Eukaryota; Discosea; Longamoebia; Acanthamoebidae
Exons: 2
Coding region: 1-534 (177 amino acids)
Source: RefSeq, a predicted model, not a curated record